Molecule: messenger RNA, 360 nt
Organism: Hibiscus syriacus
Lineage: Eukaryota; Viridiplantae; Streptophyta; Magnoliopsida; Malvales; Malvaceae
Product: chaperone protein dnaJ 3-like
Exons: 4
Coding region: 16-360 (114 amino acids)
Biological process (GO): protein refolding
Cellular component (GO): cytoplasm; cytosol
Molecular function (GO): Hsp70 protein binding
Source: RefSeq, a predicted model, not a curated record
GUUUGGAAUGAAACUAUGGGUCGAGUGAGCUCUUGCUUCUCCUUCAAGCCGGCGAAACGCCAAGGCGGUGAUCCUGAAAAAUUUAAAGAGUUGGCUCAAGCUUAUGAGAUAUUGAGCGAUCCCGAGAAACGUGAGAUUUAUGAUCAGUACGGUGAGGAUGCACUCAAAGAAGGAAUGGGCGGUGGUGCCGGCGCCCAUGACCCGUUUGACAUCUUCUCCUCCUUCUUUGGUGGUAGCCCGUUUGGUGGUGGUAGCAGUCGAGGAAGAAGACAGAGAAGGGGAGAGGAUGUAGUCCAUCCUCUUAAGGUGUAUCUAAAGGACCUCUACCUUGGGACUUCAAAGAAACUCUCUUUCCCGUGA